GUGAGUGCAAGCAGUCACCAUAAUUUACUGAAGUUCAAUUGAAUGAGGAGAAACAAAAGUAUUAAAAGUUAAAAAAUAAUUAUACUAUUUCGAUUUAUUUUCACGGAUAGUGUAUUUUAUUAGAUUAUAUUUCAAAACUAAUCAUCCAUCAUCCAUUCAAAAAUGGGCAGAUUUUCAUCAAAUGUAUGUUUGGUUGUUACGAUUCUCACAAUCAGAAGUAAAUCAGAGGUGAAGGGUCACGGUAUGCUCUGGGAUCCACCAGGGAGGUCCACAGCGUGGCGGCGCGGGUAUCCACUUCCGGUUGAAGACCGGAACUACAACGAUAAUGAACUCUUUUGCGGUGGCAGAACCGUUCAAUGGAAUCAAAAUGGCGGGAAAUGUGGUGUAUGUGGUGACAACUACGCUGAUGUCAUCAAGGAUAACGAAAGCAUAAACGGAAAAUACGUCAUCAACCGGAGCAUAACCGGAUAUUACGUCAGAGGUCGGACGAUUGAGGUCACUGUUAAGCUGACAGCCAAUCACAAGGGAUGGUGGGAGUUUAAAUUAUGUUCCCUCAAGAACUACGACAAUGUUGUUACUCAAGAUUGCUUGGACGAGCACAUUCUCAACUUCUCCGAUGUAGGGAAGACUCGUUUCUACCUGGCAGAUAAUGGAUUCUUAGAAUCGCAGAGUUACAAGGUGAAACUUGACCUGCCUGAUGACGUCACGUGUGAUAACUGUGUACUUCAGUGGAAAUACUACACGGGCAACAGUUGGGGAUGCAGCAUUGGCCCUGACGGUGAAGUGCAGUGUUGUACUGGAUGCGGAAGCGGACAGGAGACUUUCCAAAACUGCGCUGACAUACAAAUUUCCGGUUCCAAUUCUCAGAGUACAUCCGGUCCGACAGAGAAGACCACCAAGUCAGCCACAUUGACUGCUCUUACCUCUGGAUCCACCUCAUGGGAAUCAACAACUACUGACAGUACAUAUACAACGGCACCACCCCAAACUUCAACACCAUUGACUGAGACUAUAACAACAUCAACAUCGCCAACGUCAGCAGCUACAAUUACUACUAAUUCACCAACAUCAACAGGCGGUCCUUCAUCAACAGAUGAUCCAACAACCCAACCAAGCUACAAUAAAAUCUGUCAAGCUAUUGGCGCUCAUUCAUCUCAGCCAGUAAUGAACCAAUGGUGCGCCACCAACUGCAACGCAACGCCAUCUUUCUGCCCGCCCGCCAUGUGCUUAUGUGGAGAAGCUGCAGCUACAACAAUGUCCCCGUCAGUUACACCAAGUAUAACAAAGGGGUGCCAAGCAAUUGGCUCUUACGCCUCCCAGGCCGGCAUGGACCAAUGGUGCACAGACAGCUGCAACGCCACGCCAUCCAACUGUCCUACCACCAUAUGCUCAUGCAAUGCAAAAUGAGGCGAUUAAUAAGAAUGCGUGAUGUUGUCCCGCGUGGUGUUGCGUGAGUUAUUUUUGCAACAGUUCCGCGUCCCAUUGUAUUGCACGUCAUGAUAAUCGCUUUUAUAUUUGUUUUGUUUCCGGUUCUACCGGUAAAUCUUUUUUUUUGAGAGGGGAACAGGAUUUGUAUUUUUUUUCCCUUUUUGCUUCGUUUAUAAACGUUAUUAUUGUCAUAUUUUGUGUAAUGUUGUUAAGUUAAAUCAUACGGUCGCUGAAACAAAAACAGCCAUGGCGACACUACAGAAUCUCAUUUAUUUUAAACGAAGUGAACAUCGUGUAAGAUAUUGUUUUUGUUUUGUUUUUAUUUCAUUUUGUGUUGUAUUUUAUGUUUUUUCCAUCAACCUACAUAUAUUGUUCGCCUCUUAAUGAUCUUUCAUUUUGUGCAACCUUGUUAUGAGCAAUGAUGCCAACACAAAACAAAUAUCAGAGUAUUAAUCUAUUUGAAUUAUCAAUGCGUCAUUCAUAUCUUUAAGUGGAAAAUUGUAAUUCACUCUUCGCCAGUUUGUGAUUUCAAGUUCCUUAAAGGAUUGUUCAAUUUAAAAGACCUGUCAUACUGCACAACUUAUUUUUGUCAAACAAGAUUCAUAUAUCAUUUACAACGGUUUCAUAAAAUGCAUUAACAUUUUAUGGUGCACAAAUCUGUAUUUUGUUCAACUGUAUGUAUGUUUUGGACCCGAUACAGAUCGAAAGUUCUAACAGUCAGAAACUGUCUCCAAUAUGAAUAACCAUACAUUGUGCUAUACCGUGCUAAUGAUUUUAUUUUAUAUCUUUGUUUCGUUUAAAUGAAAUAUGAAAUUGUUUUUAAUAACAUCUUCAAUAAAGUCAUCU
Molecule: messenger RNA, 2274 nt
Organism: Mya arenaria
Lineage: Eukaryota; Metazoa; Mollusca; Bivalvia; Myida; Myidae
Exons: 4
Coding region: 163-1407 (414 amino acids)
Source: RefSeq, a predicted model, not a curated record